This is a messenger RNA of Vicia villosa (hairy vetch), 639 nucleotides long. RefSeq lists its product as uncharacterized. Bases 1 to 639 code for a protein of 212 amino acids. The transcript has a single exon. Lineage: Eukaryota; Viridiplantae; Streptophyta; Magnoliopsida; Fabales; Fabaceae. The record is from RefSeq and is a predicted model, not a curated record.
AUGGCCAAAAUUUUAAUCUUAGUAGUAGUCUUACUUCAAGUGAGCUCUUUCAUGGGCUUUGCUAAAGGGGUUUAUACUCACAAAAAACACGCAAAACAUCACCCAUCAGCUCCAACUCCAUCCCCUGUUCAUUCACAAUCUUCUUACUCUUUUGAUUCUCUUGAUUUGGAUCAUCAUCACAAAAAACAUCCUAGACAUCACCCAUCAUCCCCAUCCCCUUCUCCUAGUCAAUCAACCUAUACCUCCUCUAUUGAUUCUAUAGAUAUAGAUCGUCAUCACAAGAGACAUCAUCGUCAUCAUCCAUCAACCCCAAGCCCUUCUCCUGUUCAGUCACCAUCUUCCGUCCAUAUUGAUUCCGUUGAUCUAGAGCAUCAUGGCAAGAAACAUCAUCAUCAUCAUCAUCCAUCAGCCCCUAUCCAUUCCCCUAUUCAAUCACCAUCUUCUUUAAUUAAUGAUUCCUUUGAUGUGGAUCAUCACCACAAGAAACAUCAUCGCCACCACCCAUCAGCCCCAACCCCUUCCCCAGCUCGAUCACAAUCUUCCUCCUCUAUUGAUUCUCUUGAUUUGGAUCGUCAUCACAAAAAACCCAAGAAGCAUCACCAUCAUCACCCACCAGCCCCAACCCCUUCCGCAUUUUGA